AAAUUAUUCAAAGGGGGCCAAAAAUUCUGACUUCAACUUCAUACUUAUGAAUGUGGAUAAGCUAUUAGUCUUAAUAGCAAUUUAUGUCAUAAAAAAUAUGAAGGCUCAUCUAUGAUAUAUUAAUGCACACUCAUCAAUAAUCUUAAGCAUGCUCUGACUAUCUCCUUUCAAGACGUCAUUGUCAAAGAAGAGGAAUUUCCCCUGCAGGAUAUAUAAAUGUGAACAUGAUGGGGCUUUGUUACUACUGGAGUCUGGUGAUUGUGCUCCUCUGCUUUUUGAUUGGUGUUGCUAUAAUGAACUUCCAGGGUAAGCCCUAGUAUUUUUAUUUAGCUAUUUAAAAUUGUGAUUUUUCUACACUUCAACAAUCUUUUCUUGUUUUACUAUUCAGUUAUUUUAUUAUAUGUAUUAUGUGAUCAUUAUUAUUAUUUGAUGCCUAUAAAGUAAUCUAAUUAACAAUAAAAUGUAACCUACAAUAUAAGGUUACUUACUAAAAAAAUAAAGUCAAUUGGAAUCAUGUGCUUUUAUCUAAAAUCAAGAAGUCCAAGCCAUGAGUGUGAUUUGAGAUCUGCGUCACAAUGUUACGCACGUCUAAUCUCAUCUGUCUCUCUCUCUCCUCCAGCAGCUCAGUUUUUUUUCACAUUAGUGGGGAUCGUUGUGUCUGCUCCUGUUCCUCAGAAACUGGACAUCAUGAACAAGGAUACUAUUGAACAAGCACACAGUUUAAUCAGCAAAACUCUGGAAGAUAUUCCUGCAACUCAUGCAGCAUGGGUAAAGAGCAAGAGUCUGGCUUGGGGCAGCAGCACAGAUAAGCUGCAGCACUUGAAACAUUACAUACCCUCAGCCCCUGUUCUCCAGAACAUCACUGAUAUCAGCAGUCUGGAAACCUGUCUUGAUAAAAUAGUGAGGGGCCUGCAACUACAUCUGAACCUCCUGAAAGAUCUCAUUGAAGCAACGACCCUGUCGCAGACUGACCAGGUGACAGAACUGCAGGCUGACAUUCAAGAACUUGUGCUUCUUAUCGAGGAGCUUCAGAAUCAGUCAGGAUUUAACCCAUCACAGCAGACAUCAGAAGAGCAGUCCCAGAGCUUCAAGCUCAAUCUGACCCAACACCUGAAAAGUGAUUUCCAGACUGAGGCCGCGGCUCACCUAAUCCUGCAUCAACUGCGGGACUUCAGCUGUGACAUCCUUCAGAGGAUCCUCAGUAUUCGUGUAUGACCACUGACAUAUCCAUCACAGAGACCCCUAGUACAGUGCGGCUCUGUGUAAAUGUCGCUGUCUGUGUAAAUGUCGUGUAUGAGCUGUCUAGUCUGUUAAGCCCAAAGUAUGCUUCAGUUUUCACCCAGAGUUGAAUGUACAUAUUCAGAAAUUACUUUCUUUUUCUGUUUAAAAUCUAUUUCUCUAUGGAGAACAUGUAUUCGUACUCUAUAGAGUAUGCAUAGUUAGAAAAACAAACGAAGAAAAUCAACUGAAGCAUUCUUUGGGCUUGACAGUGACGAGAUGCAACAUGCUGAAGCGACAACCAAAGAGUAAUAGCAAUGAAACAUUUUGGCAAAGGGGAUUAAUUAGUUGCUGGACAAUUGUACUUCCAUUAUUUGUAUUUUUUUGUAUUUAUUAACUGGUUAUUUAUUCAGGAUUUAUUUAUUUAACUUAUUUAUGAUCAUAUUAUUUAUUCUUGAGCUCCUUUAAACUGCAGCAGAAUGAAGUCAGGCCAUGCUUUUCCAAAUGACUUAUAGUACCAUCAAAUAAGCUAUGCAUGUGAUGAUUUCUACUGAUUUCAUUUGAUUUUGUUAAUUGACAUGGCUCUUUUAAAGACGUAUACACACCCUGGACCACAAUUUGUCCGUAAAUUGAGAUCACCAGAACCUGAAUUGGCUGAGAUAUUCAACUAUUUGAAAAUCUGGAAUCUGAUGAUACAACAAAAAGAAAACACUGAGAUAAUCACCUUUAAACCAUGUAAACGAAGUACUUCUCAAUGUACAUUUCAGACCCAAAACUGAUAUGUUUACAAUAGGAAGUUUACACAGUAUCUUUGAUAGAUGAUUUUAAUAGCAUCACAGUCGCGUAGUGGGUAGCAUGAUCACAGCAAAAAGGUCGCUGGUUCGAGCCUCAGCUGGGUCUGUGCAAUUCUGCAUGGAGUUUGUUCAAGUGGGUUUCCUCUGGGUUCUCUGG
This is a messenger RNA of Danio rerio (zebrafish), 2169 nucleotides long. The record is from RefSeq and is a predicted model, not a curated record. Lineage: Eukaryota; Metazoa; Chordata; Actinopteri; Cypriniformes; Danionidae.